UAAAUGCUGCUGUUUUUUGCACAAAUUCAUACACUUGAUUUCACUCCCUCUCUCUUUCAAUUUGCUACAAGGCUUGUACGCUUUCCAAGCAAUGGCAAAGAAACUAACCUUGUUCUGUCUAAUCUUCAUGUUUGCUAUUCUAGCCCAUAAUCAGGCUUCUAGCACCUUACUACCAGCUUCUCAGCUGCAACCACAGAGAAACAAUCAAAUGUAUGGCUCUACUCAGGGGAGCCUUCAGCCUCAAGAAUGUGCACCUAGGUGCACCAGUAGAUGCUCAAAAACAUCUUUCAAGAAGCCAUGCAUGUUCUUCUGUCAAAAAUGCUGUGCAAAGUGUUUGUGCGUGCCUCCUGGCACAUAUGGCAACAAGCAAGUAUGCCCUUGCUACAAUAACUGGAAAACCAAGAGAGGUGGACCAAAGUGCCCUUGAGAAAUCCCAACUUGCUCAUUUUCUACCAGCUUAUUAUUAAUUGCUUAAUAUAUAUACAUGAUCUUGCCAAAUAUUUGGCAUUAACCAUUAAAAGAUCAUUAAGUAUGAAAAUGCUUUCUAUUCACUGUAAGUUACCGCCUUGUUGGUUGAGAAAUUAGAGAUUUCUCGACAAUGUUGUAAUUACUUGUACUUUUAGUUCAUGUUUGGUGCAUGGUACUGAAGAUGACUGGAUAUUAUAAUAAACAAAAUUUCACUUAUUUUCA
Messenger RNA from Olea europaea var. sylvestris, 690 nucleotides. RefSeq names its product protein GAST1-like. The transcript has 4 exons. Lineage: Eukaryota; Viridiplantae; Streptophyta; Magnoliopsida; Lamiales; Oleaceae. The record is from RefSeq and is a predicted model, not a curated record. The coding region runs from base 92 to 427 and encodes 111 amino acids.